AGAAGAAGAAAAUUUUGGUGGAUAUUUUUCAAACUACGUCAAAUUUCCAAACUCAAAUUUCAUCUCCUUAAUGCUCAAAUCUUGUUCAUUUUUAACUACGUCCAUUUAACUUAUAUUAGACACGUGUUUGCAUAUAACAAUUGUUCUUCUAAAGUACGAAUUGCGUAGCUGUGAAAUAAUAAAAAUCUAUAAAUACAUAAUUAAGCGCAUAUUAAUGAUUUAUUUUCUGGAAAAACAAUUCUUUUUUAUGUACCAUUGUUUGGCCCAGGUGUUGAUAAAAUUCAACCGAAACACAUGCAAACGCCUUACUCCUGCCAUAGUCUAGAAGUUGAAUCCAACCAAAACCGCACCAUUCUAACAUCAUCAGAUUUUUCAAAAUGUUAAAAGUGAUCAAAGAACUCAAAUUCAUAUCCAAGGGUACACUAAUACAGCUUUUUUCAGUCUUAGUUUGUACGCUAGGAGCAAUAUCCGAUGGAAUGCAAUACGGAUGGUCGUCCCCAAUGAUACCAAUACUGAGAUCAAACUCAACACCCUUUAAUGUAACGCAGCAAGACGAAUUUUUAUUGGAACAGCUCUACUUAAUUGGGGGAGUGACAUGUUUACCUCUUACAAUACUCCUGAUAAACAUGGUUGGAAGAAAAGGUAGUUUGGUAUGUGCGACGUGUGUAAGUUUACUCUGUUGGAUAUUGAUUGCCCUGCCGGAGAGGAUUGAGUGCAUCUUCAUUGCGAGAUUUCUGGCUGGAUUUGCAGGUGAUGUCAAUUUUGUAGCGGCACCAAUGUACAUUGCUGAAGUAGCACAGAAACACAUUAGGGGUGUGCUAUCUUGUAUUUUAUUGAUAAUGUUACACAUAGGAUUACUGAUUAUUUACAUUAGUGCCCCCUUAAUUCCUAUAUAUGCCUCUUGUUUAAUUGGUAUUGUAAUAUCGGUAUUACAAUUGGGAAUACUCAUUUGCAUUCCGGAAUCACCCUAUUAUCUCCUGAUUAAAGGAAAAACUGCGCAAGCAGAAAGGAACCUAAGAAUUCUCAGAUCAAGUCCUGUUAAACAAGAAAUUGAGGAAAUGUUAACCGCCGUGGAAAAAAAUAACGUAGUCAAAGGCAAAGUUUUAGAUCUGUUUCUCGUGAAAAGCAACCGGAAGGCUUUACUGAUAGUAAUUAUGUUACAUGCUGCGCAAAAUUUCAGUGGAAUCAGCGUCAUGAUUAUGAACAUACAUUUGAUUCUGGGAGCUAGUAAACUGACGUAUCUAACUCCAAUGUCGAUCGGUAUAAUUUUUGCCUCCAUAAUGUUAUUCACAUCAUGCAUGUCGGGCUUUUUUAUUGAUAAAUUUGGAAGGCGCACCCUGUUGAUAAUAUCCAGCCUCCUCGCUGGAACGUCAGUUGCUUGCCUUGCUGUUUAUCUAACGUUACAAAAUUACGGAGAAGUCUUUGAUAUUUCGUGGAUUCCGAUCACGGCAGUCAUGAUAUACGCAUUGGCGUUUAGACUUGGCUUGGGAAUAGUACCUGCAGUUAUGUCAGCCGAGUUGUUUCCGCUUAACGUUAAGGCUUUGGGAAUGAGUCUUGUUGACGUGGUCUACAUGAUUUUUGCUUUGCUAUCAAUUCAGAUUUAUAAAAUUUUAAGUGAAAAUGUUGGUAUGGAUGUACCGUUUUACAUUUACGCCAGUUGUUCAUUUCUAUCAGCAGUCAUCGCUUUCAUCUGGCUUCCUGAAACCAAAGGGUUGUCACUGGAGGAAAUACAGUUUAUGCUUAGAGGGGAAAUCAGUAGUAGUGAUGUUGUUAGUAAAAGCUAGUUUUGUAUAUGAUUAUUAAUGUAUAAUUGACAACUUAUUAAAUAAGUUUUUUGUACUUUAAACAAAUUACUUUAGAAAUAAUUUUUAUAAUUAUCUCAGUUUAACAAAACAUGCAAUUUACAUUAUUAUACUUAUUUAUUGUUUAGUUUUAAUAAAAUCAAUGUUU
Messenger RNA from Aethina tumida (small hive beetle), 1950 nucleotides. RefSeq names its product facilitated trehalose transporter Tret1-like. Lineage: Eukaryota; Metazoa; Arthropoda; Insecta; Coleoptera; Nitidulidae. The coding region runs from base 378 to 1784 and encodes 468 amino acids. The record is from RefSeq and is a predicted model, not a curated record. Gene Ontology annotation, molecular function: transmembrane transporter activity. Gene Ontology annotation, biological process: transmembrane transport. The transcript is spliced from 2 exons. Gene Ontology annotation, cellular component: membrane.